Messenger RNA from Gongylonema pulchrum, 522 nucleotides. Lineage: Eukaryota; Metazoa; Nematoda; Chromadorea; Rhabditida; Gongylonematidae. The record is from the annotation of a GenBank genome assembly.
AUGGUACCAUGUGAAGCACUCGGUGUACGUCCGGAUGAAAAUUUGAUGAUUACGCGAAUCAUGGACAAAUCACAUGCACAAGGUCGCUUUGAGCUUGGUGAUGUGAUCAAAUUGGUCAAUGGCAUCUUGAUCAAGGAUCGUAAUCAAUUCUUCAAGCUUUUUGAGGAAGCCACAUCUGAAGGGCGAGUCAAUAUCAUCGUUGAGCGAAGCGCCGAACGUGAGCUCGAACUGGAGAAGCGACUUUUACCGCCACAGAUUGAGAAAAUUAUCAAGCGACAUGCUGGAUAUGACUAUAUAAUCGUGAACGUCCGCUACGAUCCAACUUCUGGACGCCAGUUCGGACUGAACAUAGCAAAUGUAACAUCGCAUAAAAUAAUAGUUCCCGAUGUAGCCGAAAAUACAGUAUCGAGCGAUUUUUUGAAGCAAUAUGAUCAUAUCAUUGCAAUCAAUGGUACUCCAGUGUCUGAUGUUAACGUGGCAAAGAAAAUGAUACGUGAAUGUCAAGCUAAUUUUCAGGUAUAA